This is a messenger RNA of Anneissia japonica, 13158 nucleotides long. RefSeq lists its product as uncharacterized. Bases 179 to 12136 code for a protein of 3985 amino acids. The transcript has 53 exons. Lineage: Eukaryota; Metazoa; Echinodermata; Crinoidea; Comatulida; Comatulidae. The record is from RefSeq and is a predicted model, not a curated record.
UUAUUGUGAGGUUGGAGGUAGGACUAAUGUUACAGGAGAGUGUGACCAGGGCUUCUACUGUGUCAAAGGAUCUAACAGCAGUGCACCAACAGAUGGGGUCACAGGUGAUAUUUGUUGGGCCGGUCAUUACUGUGUAGAAGGAUCUAGCGUCCCAAUUGCUUGUCCCAACGGUACAUUUAUGAAUCAUACCGGAGCCUCAGAGUGUGACAUCUGUCCUGAAGGUAGAUAUUGUAUCCAUGGCGAUAAAGCGUUGCCAUGUCCACAGGGCUACUAUUGUCCAGAAGGAACUGGUUAUGACUAUCAGAUGUGUCCGUCUGGAAUGUUUGGCUCUAGGACUGGUUUAGUUGCUGAAGGAGAUUGCACUCAGUGUACAGGUGGUCAUUAUUGUGAAACACCUGGUUCACCUGAGCCAGAUGGAAACUGUACAGCUGGUCACUACUGCACAUCUGGUGUAGACAGAGCAACGCCAACAGCUGGUGAUGGUCAUAAGGGUACUGGAGGUCUAUGUCCAGUGGGCAGCUUUUGUCCAAAGGGAACUGCUGUUCCAUUGGAUUGUCCAGCAGGAACAUACACAGGCAGUGAAGGUUUAAGCUCCUGUCCAUCAUGCGUAGCAGGAUAUUAUUGUCCAUCCAACACCAGUGAUCCUCUGGUCUACCCAUGUCCAGUUGGUCAUUAUUGUCCUACUGGUACAACAUAUCCAUAUGAACAUGCAUGUCCGGAGGGUUCCUAUAAUGGGCUAGAAGCUCAGCAGAAUAUUUCUUCAUGUGAUCUCUGUCCUCCUGGGAUGUACUGCCAAGGUGAGGGGCUUGAGGAACCAACUGGUAACUGUAGUGCAGGCUGGUUUUGCACAGGAGGAGCUUGGGACUCUAUGCCGUUGCCUCCUGGAAAUUCUACUGUUAUUGCUGACUGUACUUGCCCUGCUGUUAACUACACUGGCAACAAAUGUCCACCAGGAACAUACUGUCCAGAAGGUUCUUCUGCUCCAGUUGACUGCGACUAUGGCAAAUAUUGCGCUGAUUACGAACUACCUGCCCCAACGGAGGACUGCACAGCUGGCUUCUACUGUCCCAGAGGACAAGAACGUCCAGAUCCACCAGCUUUUACUUGCCCAGUGGGCUACUAUUGUGUACAGGGUGCUGGAUGGCCUACAGCAUGUCCCAAUGGAACCUUUAGUAACACAACUCAGAACACAGAGCUAUUGAAUUGUGAAACUUGCUUACCAGGCAAAUAUUGUUCUGGUGAGCACCUUUACAAACCUUCAGGUGACUGUAUGGAAGGCUAUUAUUGCCCUGGAGGUCAGAGUGAGAGGGCACCAUCUAACUACAUCUGUCCACAAGGUUUUGCUUGUCCUGAAGGAAGCUCGAUUCCACAGAUGUGUUCGAGAGGAACAUAUCAGCCAGAAGUAGAGCAGGCAGAGUGUGAUGCUUGCCCAGCAGGAACUUACUGUGAUCCUUAUGAACUUGAGAAUGUGACAGGAAUCAUUGUGCCAAUGGACUGUAUUCCUGGACAUUUCUGUCCCAAUGGAACUCAAUAUGCCCAACAGAACAAGUGUCCUGUUGGAACGUACUCAAAUAAAUCCAAUCUAGCAAAUGCUGGAGAGUGCACACCAUGUGACGCAGGCUGGUAUUGUGACGAGCAAGGUAUGACUGCACCCAAGGCAAAGUGUCAGUCAGGCUACUACUGCACACUAAGAGCUGAAGAACCUGCACCAACCGAUGGGCUUACAGGCGAUAUUUGCCUACAAGGAAAAUACUGUGUAGAAGGAUCAGUCACAGGUGAAGAUUGUCCAGUUGGUCGCUAUGGUAAUCAAACCGGUCUACGUGCAUCCACUGAUUGUCCAUUGUGUGACCCUGGUUGGUACUGUAAUUCACCUGGUCUGGUUGAACCAUAUGCCAUGUGCUCAGCUGGACAUUACUGUGAACUUGGUUCAACAUCACCAAAUCCAACUAAUGAGACCUUUGGGUACUCAUGUCCAGUUGGUCACUACUGUCCACAGGGUACUCCAGUGCCAGUAACUUGCAAUGCAGGAACUUACAAUCCAUUCAAAGGUCAAGAUGAAGCUGAUGAUUGCACUGGUUGUGAUGGUGGGUUCUACUGCAUGUCUGAAGGUCAAGCCAAUGUCACAGCUGAAUGUUACAGUGGAUACUACUGCAGUUCUGGAGCCUCUUCACCAAAUCCAGAGGAUGGUGUGACAGGAAAUAUUUGUCCUAUUGGUCACUACUGUCCAACCGGAAGUGACAGGCCGUUACCAUGUAAUAAUGCUACAUACAUGAAUGAAACUGGUGCAGCAGAAUGUCUGGUUUGUCCUGAAGGAUACAAGUGUAUCCAUGGUGAUGAACCUGACCCAUGUCCAGCUGGCUUCUUCUGUCCAAUGGGAACAGGAUAUGACAUUCAGCUAUGUCCUGAAGGCACAUUUGGAGCAUCAGAACUGUUGUCUGAAUCUGGUGAUUGUACUCGGUGUACAGGUGGAAAAUAUUGCCAAUCGCCUGGAAUGGAUAGUGUUAGUGGUCCGUGUGAUCCUGGACAUUACUGCACAGAAGGUGUGAACAUCAAGGCACCAAAUGGUGUAAACAACACAGGUACUGGUGGUAUAUGUGCACCUGGGCAUGAAUGUCCUGAGGGUACAGCUGUGCAAAUCCCAUGUACACCUGGUAGCUAUGCACCUGUGGCACAGAUGUCUGCUUGUCUACCAUGCCCUGCAGGAAAAUAUUGUGAGAAUGCAACAGUAACACCUCAAGAUUGCUUAGUUGGUCAUUACUGUCCAGAAAGCACAGAGUUUGCGGAGCAAUACCCUUGCCAAGCAGGAACAUAUAACAAUCUCACAGGUCAACCAAACUCAACUAACUGUGUACACUGCCCUCCUGGUAUGUACUGUGAAGGUUCCGGCUUGAGUUUGCCCUCUGGAUGGUGUGAUGAAGGAUUCUAUUGUAGUGGAGGUUCAAAUGCCAAAAGACCAUUUGACGUUGGAAUGACAGUUGCGCUUCCAACUCCAGGGUAUGCAUAUGAUAAUGAUACCUGUCACCCACUUUAUGACUGCGUUUGUCCAGAUUUCGGUAUGAGUACAGGUGGAUUAUGUGGUCCAGGAUUCUACUGCCCAUACGGCUCAUCUAAACCAUUGAAUUGCGCAGGUGGAAGGUACUGUGAGACACCCGGCCUAGCGGCUCCUACAGGCAACUGCAGUGCUGGCUGGUAUUGUAACCAUACCAGCUCAGAGCCUGAUCAGUAUAUCUGUCCAGCCGGGUAUUACUGCCCAGUAGGCACUGCUGUACCCAUCGGUUGUCCAUCAGGCUCUUACAGUGGAACAGAGGGCAAUAAUGAGUUAUCAGACUGUUUGAACUGCACAGCUGGACAAUAUUGUGAAGGUGAUGGAAAUGAUGCCCCUGAUGAUGACUGCACCCCAGGAUAUUAUUGCCCAGGUGGUCAAGACACUGGCACACCAACUGACUUACAGUGUCCAGUUGGUCAUUAUUGUCCAGGAGGCUCUCACCAGCCACUGGUGUGUACCAAUGGAACCUACCAACCUGAUCCACGGAUGAGUGAUUGUGAAAUUUGCCCUCCAGGCUACUACUGUGAUUCAAAUGAAAUGGGACCUGUGGCCAACCCAAGUCCAUGCCCAGCUGGCUAUUACUGUCCAGAAGGUACAGAGCUGGCAGAAUCCAACCCUUGUCCUGUAGGAAGCUUUGGCGAUGACACCCUGUAUACAGAAGUCGAUGACUGUAGAUCUUGUACACCAGGCCACUACUGCGGGGACGAUGCAUUAACAGCGCCCUCUGGUGAAUGCUACGCUGGUUACUAUUGUACAGGAGAUGCUUCAUCAGCGACUCCUUAUAAUGACAUGGUUGAUGAUUCCAACAAUGCAAGUUUCACUGGAAAUGAUGUAUGUCCCAUAGGCUUCUUUUGCCCCAAUGGCACUUCAUACCCUGAACCAUGCCCUGCUGGUACAUUUUCUCAGAAUACACGCGUAACUCGUGUGGAAGACUGUGAAGAGUGUCCCCCUGGACGUUACUGCAACAUGGUAGGCUUUGUGAAAGUUAGCGAAGCCCCUACAUGUGAUCCAGGAUAUGUUUGCACCGGUGGUAGCACAACACCAACCCCUCAUUCAUCAUCAGGUAUGGGUUACCAAUGUCCAGUUGGUCACUAUUGUCCAGCAGGAACAAUUACCGAGCUAGGCUGUUCUAUUGGAACAUACCAGCCAAACAUGGGUCAAGAUAACUGUACUGAGUGCCCUGCUGGAUUUAUGUGUCCUUACACCAACAUGUCUGAACCUUUGCCAUGUAAAUCAGGACAUUACUGUCCAGCAGCUGAACCAAGCCCUGUAGCAUGUCCUGAAGGAACAUUCAACAACGUGACUGGGGCUAGCAUUGUAGAUGAAUGCAUUGACUGUACCUCAGGAAUGUACUGUGAAGGAGUUGGCAACAGCUACCCAUCAGGUCCUUGUAUUGCUGGGUAUUAUUGCUACAGAGGAGCAUCAAACAGAGUGCCAGCAGAGAACAUCGAAUACCCUGACAAUGGCUUCUGCCCUGCUGGAUACUAUUGUGUUGAAGGCACACCCACUCCUGAGCCAUGUCCAAUAGGAACCCUGCGAAGUGUACCACAGGCUGAAUCAGAAAAUGAUUGUGCUCCCUGUACCGGAGGCUAUUACUGCGACACACCUGGCCAGCUGAAUGCUACAGACAUCUGUUCAGCAGGUUUCUACUGUCCAGCCAAUGAAACCAUUGACAAUCCCACUCCACCAGAAUUCAAAUGCUGGAUUGGUCACUACUGCCCAGAAGGGUCAUCAGUACCACUACCUUGUCCAGUGGGCAAGUACCAGCCCAAUGAGGGGACAGACGAGUGUAUAUCUUGCCAGGCAGGCUACUACUGUCAGAGUGCAUUGGUACCUGACCCACAGCCUUGUCCACCAUACCACUACUGUCCAGAAGCUACUAUGUUCCCAAUAUCUUGUCCUAAUGGCACCUACACCUAUGACAACACAACGACUUUGAAAGAAGCUUCCGAAUGCUUGCCAUGUGCUGCGGGCAAAUUCUGCAGGGGAGGAAAAAUCAGUGAUAGUUGUUCUGCUGGCUACUUCUGUUUGAGUGGUAGUUACGAAUUCACCCCCGAUAAUGCCCCACCGAAUCCAGACCAGGACCAAUGUCCAGUUAACACCAUGUGUGCCGGUCAGUGCCCAGCUGGUUACUACUGUCCCGAAGGAAUUGAAGAUCCAAUUCCAUGUCCUAAUGUGACGUUGAGAGACACGGCGGGUGCCAGCCAAAUGUCAGAGUGUGUGGAUUGCCCGGCAGGUUCAAUGUGUCUGGAAGGUGAUCCUGUUGAAUAUGGUUGCCCAUUGGGGCAUUAUUGCGAGCUUGGAGUUGCCCCACAGGAGUGUCCGUUGUACCACUAUAGGAAUGAAUUUGGUGCAGCUAGUGAGGGUGAUUGUUUUAACUGUGUGGCGGGUUACUUCUGCAAUCAAACAGGUAUGACUACCAGCAACUUCACACCCUGCCCUGUGGGUCACUAUUGCGUGGAAGCCACAGAGGAACCAGAGCCAUGCACAGGAGGUCGCAUGAGUACUACUGAAGGUCGUACUAGUAAUGAAGACUGCCCUCUAUGUACACCUGGAUACUACUGUCCUAAUGAUACUAUCAAUGUACAUGGAAUUCCUUGCAGGCCAACUUAUGAAUGCCCAGAAGGGUCUUCCAUUGAAGUAGUGUGUCGUGCUGGUCAUUAUUGUGAAGGGGUAACUGGCGAACCACCGAUAUGCCCUGGAGGCUACUAUUGUCCACUUGGGUCCAGUGCUCCAAUCAGAUGCGAAUAUCCUGAAUAUUGUCCCGAGGGUAGUGAGAUACCAUUAACUUGUCCUCUUGGUUACAAAGCAGUUGACCAUUCUGGCCUACGCUAUGUGAAUACGCAAUCAUGUAACAUUUGUCCAGAUGGCUUCUAUGGAAACCACACAGAGAGACUCACAUGUGAAAUUUGUCCUCAAGGAUAUUAUUGUCCAGCAGGAACUGGUGAUCCAACUAACAACCCCUGCCCCAUUGGUUACUAUUGUCCAGAGGGGGCCGGAGCCCCUACUGCUUGCCCGACUGGCAAGUAUGGUAAUAUUGUGAAAGCAUACAGGUCGGACCAAUGUGUGGACUGCCCAGAGAAUACAUUCAACAACAUGGUGGGACAGAAGGCCUGUAGGCCAUGUGGUAGUUCAGCAACAGCAGUAAUAGGCAGUCCUGUGUGUGAGUGUACAGGUAAAUACCGUUCCUUUCAGACAUCGGAUGGCUCCUGUAUUUGUCAGUCAGGUUACAUAUUCUAUGAUGAGGUUGAUGCCCCACAGGAAGAUGAGAACAGUGAUGAAGAUUGUCAACCAAUUGUUGAUGAAAGGUGCGACCUGAACCAAGCUCGUGAUUCAAGUUCUCGCAAGUGCGUGGAUCCUGAAAAAUUUAAAUGCACUGAAGCAUGUCCAGGAUCUAGCGGCACUUUCAAUGUUGUCCUCGGAAGAUGUGACUGUGCAACAUACACCGACCCACUGGAGAUAUGCGACACAGAUUGUAUGAACACAAAGCCAAGUGUAGCGGGCACGCUCAGUGAUAGCGGACAGCUUCUUAUCAGCACUGAAUCAGAUGAUGGUUCAACCACAUCUGAACCUGUUCCAAAUGUGAUUGGCCCUAGCGUGCAUACAUCUGGUACAAAGAAUGUUGAAUUAGUUUCCUUUGAGCCUACUGGUAUUGUCGGCCACAUCAUCACCGAUCCUAGCCAAGUUUCACAAAUCCUUCUUGGAGUAUCUGAAACAACUACACUUACAUAUGAUCCAAGGACCUUCUAUGCAAACACUACCUCAUCAUCACGUCGUCGUCUGCUUGCUGUGCAGACCGCCUCUGGUGUUUCAGGAAUUGAAAAUCCACUUUUCUGUUUGGAGCUUGAGGAGAUGCUUAUUUUCAAAGUGACCAUCGACGAAAAUAAUCGUUCACUUAGCAACUAUCCAGUUUAUGUCAAAGACCAUCUUUUCAACACCAAUCCACUGUUUGAUUACAGCGAGUUCCGUGACUUACAAUUCUACGUGGAAAGUACAAAUGUUACUAUAAAUGCAUUUGCUCAUGUGUUUACUGAAUCUGGUCAGUACGUGUUUGCUGAUGCGCAAGAAAGCCAGCGAGAGGUUAUUGUUUCUGUAAAGGAGGAAGGCCAGACGUGUCCUUUAGGACAAUCUAAGGUGCUGCCGUCACAGAAGAUUUACCUCACAGAGCAGGGAAUAGGAAAGAGUGAAGCAGUGAAUGAGGAACCAGAUUGGGGUCUUAUCAUUGGUAUGCUUGCCUUCCUGCUUGCUUGUGUGGUUAUGCUUGUUGUAGCUGUUAUCGUUUGGCGUCCACAAAAUGCAGGAAUAUAUCCAAUGAAAGCCUGGAAACCCAAGUACCGUUACUUAGGUGCACCACACCGACUACCAACAUACCUGCAGUACCAGGAAUAUGACAGAGAGGCAAUCCUUCUUGGACCUCGAAUUGUUGAAGGCUCUGAAGGUAAAGUUCAGUCUGGAAACCAAAGUGACUUACUGGAGGAUUUCAAUGUUCGCACGCUAUUCGACAAGCUAGAGGAUCAGUCCUUAUACCUAUCGCAACAACUCAGCAAACAUCAGGAUGAUAUGCGCAGCUUCUACGAACGCAUGAGUCAGCAGACAGAUGGACUGAAAGUAAUGUUGAAUAACUUUGAUGCAUCCAAGUUGGAGGCUAGCGGCAAAGCCAGAAGACGUCGUAGAGGCUCAGGAAGCAGCAGUAGCAGCAGUGGCUCUGAUGAGGAAGGUCCAGUAGUUGUCAAUGCUAAGGUUAACAGAGUGUUCAAUAUCCAAGUCUCAAAAACUCGUGAAACAGAAUUAAUGGAUGCAUUAAGAAUUCUGGUUGAGAAGCUGAAUUCUGGCACGUUCAACAUCACACCAGAGAUGAUGAGCAAGGCUUCAACAUCUAAUGGAACCAAGGUUGCCUCUGGAAAUCUCAUCAGUCGACAGAAUGCUGAACGUCUUCAACUUGAGAGAGAACUUGUUGAUGAAGAACAGAAGGAAAUGAAUACAUUAUUGCAGGAACAUGAAAAAGAAAGGCAGGAGAUAAUAAAGCGAAUGAAUGCUGAAUUGACAGCAGAAUUGGACGGUGACCUGAGUACGGAUGAGAUUGAGGAGAUCAUGUCAAGGCAUGAGAAGUCAUUGUACCACGCUCUUGAUCGCCUUGACCAUAAGAAAGAAAAACAAAUGUAUGAUCUUCAGCAAAAACUGGCCCAGAGAAGAAUGGCUAAGCAGCUGGCACUCAGAAAACGACACCAACAGGAGGCCGAGGAAGCUGGUCUGCCGCCAAUAGAAGAGUUGAAAUCAUCAGCAGCAGGUCAAAUCAGGACACAUGAAUUAACCCUCGGCAUCAGUGUAUCUGAAGGCUCUGCUGCCCUCUCUAAGGCACAGAUGCAAGCCAAUCAGGAACAAGCUAAUGAAGAACUUUACAAGUUCUCUGAGAACAUGUCAACAGCUAUUGAUACAUUGGUCCAGGCUGGUGGUCUUGAUGCAGAUGCUGCCCAGGGCUUGAGCCAUGAGCAGUUUGAUACUGAGAGAGCCAUUAAACAGAAAAUGGAUAAACGGCGCACAGAUCAUACCGCUGUUUUGAAGACUCGCAUGGCACAAAGGCGUCGCAAUAAAAUCAGGAAAUUGAAGAAUAAACAAGACGCUGAAAUGGAUAAGCUUGGAGAUUUGACAGCUGAAGAAGUACGAGAAAUUGAAGUACGCAACCAGAAAGAGAUGGAGUCACUGGAGGCCAAGCUAGAGUCUGAGGAAAUGCAACAAAUAUUGGACAUUAAUAAACAAAUUGAUGAAGAACAAAGUAAAGAAAUCAAGAAGGCUCAUAGAGAUAUUUUGAAAAAGGCCCAAUUGGAUCAUAAAAUUGAUACAGUGAUAUCUCAGCAAUUAAUGGACCAAAUGAGACGAGAGAAUGAGAAUGUUCAAUAUGAACUCAGCGUUCAACGAGAUCGUCAGGAGGCUGAUCUUAAAGCUAAAAUACAAAGCAGACAAGAACGUAAACAGAGAGAUCUUCAAAGGAUGGCAGAGGAAGAGGCGGCACAGAGAUUCCUGGCAGAGCAAGAGAAACAGGUGCAACAAGAUGAUUUGAAUCUCACAUCAGGACUACAGGUGAAUCUGGAAGAUCUCUCCAUUGAAGAACAGGCUGUAGUUCGAGAACACCAGCGAGUACAAGAAGAGAUGAAACAGAGACAUGAGGAGGAACAGCAGAAGCUAAAAGAGAAACUUGAACAAGAAGGAAAAGAAAAACAGGAGGAUGAGCUAAGAAGAGUAGACAGUGAGCGAUUGAAAAUAAUCACAGAAAAGAAGAAUAAGCAAGCAGCUGAGAUCACCGCAAGAACAGACUUGUCUGAUGAGGAAAUGCAGCAGCUUCUAACAGCUCAUGCUCGUGAGAUUGAAGACCUUGAGGACAAACUUUACAGUGAGCGUGCCCGCCAGCAGCUUCAGCUGCGUGACAGACUCGCAAAACGCAAAAAACAACUAGAAAAGGAACAAAAACGAAAGCAUGAAGUUGAACUUGCGAAGGAAAUGAUCGAGCAAAAGAAAGAACUUUCAGAGGUUCGCUCCAGUGUCAUCAAGGAAAAAGAGAAGAAGGAAAUGAUGGAAGGAGUUCAAGGAAGUGGGGGACAAAACACUGAGAAAAUUAUUAGAGCUGUUCUUGAUAAGCGACAUGCUCAGGAACUAAUUGAUUUAGAUGGGCAGUUUGAGGCAGAGCGUAAAGUAGCUGUAGAGGGCGCUUUAGCAAAGUUGCAUGACAAAUACCAUUCAAAGCGAGAGUUGAUGAUACAGCAUCAUGAAAAAGAGCUUGCUGAUCUUGCUAAAGAGGGGCUACCACCAGAAGAACUCCGACAACGACGAGCUUCUGUUCUCAAUAAACAGCAGAUUGAGAUGAGCCAAUUGGAAAAAGAUCUUUCAGCUGAAAAGCAUGAAAUAGAACAGGGCGCCCUUUCUGACUGGGAGUUACGAUUUGCUCGUGCUAAGCUUGAGAUGAAGGAGCGCCAUUAUCAAGAGUUUGCUGAAGCUCUCAGAGAAUUCUCAACAGAUCAGAAUGUGAACCAGUUAGUGUCUGCUGAACAGGCCCAGAAGGCAGCAGAGGAUUUGGAUGAGCUGAAGACUAGACUUGAAAAAGAACGCUUAGAAAAUGAAGAAAAAUUGCUGAAGGAGAAAGAAGAUUUUGAAAAGACUGAGAAGAAACGCAUGGAAAAAGAACUGUCUGAAUUUGAGAAGCGUAUGCAUGAUGAAGAAAAGAAAGAAAAGGAACGACAUGAGAAAAAUCUGGCUUCACUGAAUAAACGAAAGGAACAAUUAGUACAAGAAAAGAAAAAGAAGCAUUUGGAAAAACUAGAAGCAAUGAAGAAGAACGGAAGUUCUAAAGAAGAACAGGAACGUCUGAUUGAGGAAUUUGAACAUGAUGUUGCUAAACUAAAACAGAAACAUGAUGAAGACCGGAUGAGGAUGCAAAGCUCACUUCAAGAACGACUGAAGAAGAAGAAAGAGGAGAAGCUGAAGAUGAAGAAAGAGAAUGUUCAGCUGCAGAUGAAGGCAAAUAUUGAAGAACAUAAUGAACAUCUGAAAAUGGAGGGAGAAAGAAUGAAGGCAGAUGAGGUUAUGACAUUGAAAGAGAGUGUCAACAUAGAUCACUUGUUAUCCAAUAAGGAACCAGUGCCAACUGUGAUGCCAAGCUCGUAUGCCAUGGCAGCACCAAUGAGUGAUGAGGACCUAACCAACCUCCUUAUGGUGUCACCACUCUACCGCAAAAUGGAAGAAAUUAAAGGCAUGAUGAAAAAUGGAGGACUGUUACCGAAGAAAGACAAAACUCAAUUUCUCGAUGCACGUGACCAAGAAUGGGUGGGUGACACUGAGCUCAUUCCGGUCGACCUCAACAAGCUCGGUGGACGUACAUUCGUCGUUUACAAGUUUGGUGUCUUCAUUGCCAAGUUAGUGGCCACAAAUUGCGGACAUAACCCAGUGACUCUACUCCUUGCUGAGAAGAUCCCUAACAAUCCCAACUUGACUAAGAAUGCUUACAGGAACUCUUAUCAUUUUGAUGAUAGCAGUCAAAUCUUGUACAUGCGGCUUAGCAGACUAGAUUUCGUUGGAGACUUCGUUUUGGUGUUAGUCCAUGCUCUUGCUCAUAUCAAGAUAGGUGACAUGAUUGAUGACACAGACCAAGAUUUCACUCGUGAAUUCUACAGCGCCCUCUCUACAGUCUGCAAUGAUCUGUUUUUUGCUCGCUACCGACGAACCAGUGCUCUUACGCAGGCUGAGCAGGAUAUGACUGCAGAGCAGAAGGAUAAGGAGGAAAAGAGUUCUCGUAUGUUACUUGAGGCCUUGUUUGGAGAUUCACAUGCUAAUUCUGAUAAAGAGAAUAUCGUAGACCAAUUACUUGACGUACAGUUGAUACGUGGAUCAGACAGCUCUGGCACAACUGUUACACAAGAACAGAUGAAUCAAAGAUUGAGGAAAUACAACAAUUUCUCUGUGAAUGAGCAAAUGAGGAACUUCCUUGGUCAUGUUGAGGACAAGAUGACUCUCGCAAAGCAACAUGGAACAAACGAUAAAGUGGAUGACCGUCUCUCCCAAUUGACAGGCAAGACCGUGCUGACACGUCGCAUUGCUACCCAGUCUAACAAAGACCUCAUUGAGAAGCUUCCUGGUGAACUUAGUGGGACUGCAAUGUGGAAGAAGUCUUUGGCGGAGUCAACAGCUAGGCAGUAUGCAGGAGGACGCAUCAAAUUGGCAGCUGAUAAAACAGCAAAUAAAGACCUCUUUUACACAUUCCUUCAGGAUGAGGUGAAAUCCUUAGAAGAAAAGGUGGACAAUUUGAGUGCAGAGUUCUCUAGCCUCAGCAAACAGGUUGUGGAUAGGCAGGAACAAGUUCACAAUCUGGGCCACCAACUGAAACAACAGAAAGACUUGGUGCAAAUGAGUGAUGGAAAGACAACAACUGUUAAGGACACUACAGGACAGCUUAGCACAGCCCAAUCGACUCUGACCACACUGAUUGCUAAACGUGCAAACACACUGCAACGGCUUGAGAUGUUCCGUAAAGAACUUGAGGACCGACAAACACAAUUACAAACACAGCGAGAAAAAAGUGCGAAAAAAGAAUCACGAAAAUAGAGUCAUAAAUAAAUAAGUAUCAGUAACUAAUGGACCUAAUUGAAUUGCACUUGGAUCCAAUAGUUGUUUAUCAAAAAUAAAAAUAAAUAUUAUUAUGAAAAUUUAAAGACUUAAGUUGAUAUACAUUGUUAUUUUUGUGAUAUAUGCUAUUUUUAAAUGUAAUUUUAGCUUGUCCACCAACAUUUUUAAUAUGUCACCAAUAAAUAUUCUGUCGUUUUUUAGUGCAAGAAAUGUUAAAUUUGCAAUAUAUUGUCCACUAUAUCAAUUAUUAUUAUUAUCAAUAUUUCUUUAAUAAGAAAUAAAUUUAUUGAUAGAAUGUCAGCAUUCUAAUAAAAUUGUGCCUUUAAAGUAUGCAUAAUAAUUAAUCCGUCCUGUAAUAUUAUAUUAAGUAUUUCACUUUGAUUGAUAAUGAUUGAAUAAGUCAAUUGAUGCUUUCAGUUCAUAUCACCUUGAUAGGUAAUUAGCUUUAAUAAAAUUGUGCCUUUAAAGUAUAUCUAUGUAUAAUAAUUAAUUCGUCCUGUAUAAUAUUGAGUACUCUCAUCUUGAUAAUAAGUAAAUUAUUAAAAUUAAAUUUAUUUAAAAAUGUAAACUACAGAAUAUUAUUAUGAAUCCGUCCUGAUUGAUAAUGAUUGAUGCUUUCAGAUCACAUCACCUUGAUAGGUAAUUAUCUUUAAGAAUUCCGUCCAAACAAUUUGUAGUACUUGAGAACAUUCCUUUGUAAAUUAUAUGGUUGUGUAAAUAUAUCGUGGAAUUUUUAAUUUAUUAAAAAUGUAAAAAUAUAAUGUAAUCAAAGGAAGACGAUUUAAAAUGCAUCAUUUAUCCAUAUGUUUAUUGAGGAAAACCUAGAAUCAGGUAUAUAUUUUUUUUCAAAUUCACCAAGAUUUUCAAUGUUGUGAUAUAUGUGGCAAAGACAAGCCAAACCAGUCACUCGUCGCAAAUCCUGUUUUGGAGAUAAUGGCCAAAACAUGUUGGAAUGUCAAAAUUUUGGAAAUUUAUUUUAUUGCACUAAACUAACCUUUACA